CGUUUUAUUCCCUGUUUUUUUUUUAAAUGAAACGCUGUCCGGGACAGCGUUUCAUGGCCAUAUAUGUUCACUUCAGCAGAAUGCGCAAGAACUCAACCUCAACGCUUUCCCUCCUCCCUCUCACACUAAACCACGACCGUACUCAAACACCCGCAUUGCCGCCGCCGCCCACCCUUGCGCCACCGCUGCUGCCGCCACCUUGCUGCUGCCCUCCUCCCUCUCACACUCACUCACUCAAUUUCGUGAUACGAUGGACGGUGAAGAUCGUACGCCUGGACCCGUUGACCCUUCUGUGCUUACACUACAGGGCACACACCGCAGCGUUGCCGUAUGGGAUCAGACGGUUGAUCCGGCAAAGCAGCUCGUUUGCAGGCAUUACACCACCAGGUUCAUGGUGGGGUGGGGAAUCGAUCCUCGCGUUUUGGCGUACGUCGAGUUUGUCGGUUUAGGUGGUUUUCACCGUAUGGCGUAUAGGGAGAUCGAUCGAGCGCUUGUCACUGCGCUUGCGGAGAGGUGGAGACAGGAGACGCACUCCUUCCACCUACCUGUUGGUGAGACGACCGUUACGUUACGGGACGUGGCGAUUCUUACGCGCCUUCCAGUACAUGGGUCUGCGGUGACAGGACACGCGUUAGUCGAUCCCGUCGGUUUGGUUGGUCGGGUACUUGGUGUCCAGCCAGGUCCCGCCGAUAUUAGGGGAUCCGGGUUGAGGACCGGCUGGGUCCGUGAGACUUUCCGUGAGCUACCACCAGGGGCUGAUGACGCCCAGGUUCAGAGAUACGCCCGGGCGUACUUGUUCUUCCUCAUCUCGGGCGUGUUGUUCGGGAAUAAGAGCGGGAGCCAUCUCCAGCUCAUUUACAUGCAGCUGUUGGACCACGACUGGGAUCAUAUCCGAGGCUACAGCUGGGGUAGCGCCUGUCUGGCGACGUUGUAUCGCCAGCUGUGCAGAGCAUCCCACGUAGGUGCUAACGAGAUUGGAGGUCCCCUGAUUGUCCUCCAGUUCUGGGCUUGGGAGCAUAUCCAUGUAGGCAGACCAGGCAGACCUGCGAUACACCGUCGGGGGGAGCAGGACCAGGACGACCAGUACCAGGCGUACGAUGCUCCCCCGCUCCCUACACCGGAUGAGGCAUAUGGUUGCAGGUGGGUGGUACCCAGGCUGACACAUGCUCAUGCGGCGAGGGGUCUUCCGUAUUACCGAGACGCCCUAGACCGACUCACCGAGGACCAGGUGACAUGGGACCCGUAUGUACCUGACUUGGUAGAUGCCAUGCCUCCACAUCUGCUAGACCAUCAGGCGGAGUGGCGUGCUAGGGUCCCCCUGAUCUGUUUCGAGGUUGUGGAGAGUCACCUGCCCGACCGAGUCAUGAGGCAGUUUGGACUACGCCAGACUAUCCCAUAG
Messenger RNA from Chenopodium quinoa (quinoa), 1399 nucleotides. Its product is annotated as serine/threonine-protein phosphatase 7 long form homolog. The record is from RefSeq and is a predicted model, not a curated record. Lineage: Eukaryota; Viridiplantae; Streptophyta; Magnoliopsida; Caryophyllales; Amaranthaceae. Gene Ontology annotation, biological process: meristem maintenance; meristem development. Bases 251 to 1399 code for a protein of 382 amino acids. The transcript has 6 exons.